Paramecium sonneborni is the source of this 440-nucleotide messenger RNA. The record is from the annotation of a GenBank genome assembly. NCBI's taxonomy places the organism in Eukaryota, Ciliophora, Oligohymenophorea, Peniculida, Parameciidae.
AUGAUUAAAGGAAUAAAUAAAAGAAUUGAUGUAGAUUCACAAAAUUUACAAUUUGAUAAGAUAAGAAAUGCAUCAGAUGAGCUGAUAUAUAUACAUUUGGAUUUUGAAGGAUAUGAAGCAAUAUUUUUAGAGAAGCCAGAUGAAAAUGGUAGAAUGGUAGAGAUUGGUAUUUUUUUUAUAAACUGAAUGGUACCAAUAGGCGAAUGAGAUUAUUUUUACACCAGAAAUUAGUUGUAAAUAGCAGAACCAAUAAAAAUACACAUUGAAAAAUAAAAAACAGCUGAUUAAGUUCUAGAUGUAUUAUUAGAUGAAACAAAUCAAUAAAUUGUAAAUAAAGUAAUACCAUAAUAUAGGAUUGGGAUCUGGAUAACAAUUUCAAACCAAGAACUAGUGAUCCUAUUUAUGUUCCAGUUAAGUUGAAGAGAUUGAAGCGAGCAUGA